CUUUUUGUAAAGCUCACUCUCACUCUCACUCUCCUCCUUUGCACAAAGAACCUCUCAUCAUCAUUAAUCUCCAGCACUCUCUCUCUCUCUCUUUCUCUCUCUCUCUCUCACACACACGUUCAAGAAUCACUCCUUGAGUUCAUUCCUGCAGCUGAAGAGCAGACUUAAUUUGAUCAAUGCAGGCAGUGAUCAGAAUGACAAUUGUUCAUACUGCUCUACUGCUCUUGCUGUCCAUGGCGUUUCUUGGCUCCGUUUUCGCAGGAGGCGAAAUGGGUCGAUAUACGUCGAUAAAGACCGAUGCAAUGGCGCUUCUCUCCUUCAAGAAGAUGAUCCAGAAGGAUCCAGAUGGAGCCCUUUCUGAUUGGCAGCUCAACAAAGAUCCAUGCACAUGGCAUGGAGUCACUUGCAGCCUUGGAAGAGUAGCAGCCCUUGAUCUUGCUCAAUCCAAUCUCGUUGGCCAAGUCUCUUUCGCUCCCUUUUCGUCGUUAGAUAUGUUAACUUCCCUCAAUCUCUCUGCUAAUGCUUUGUCUGUAAAUGCCACCACUUCUUUAGUGCAAAUCCCUUAUGGUGUAAAGCAGCUUGAGCUCUCUUUCUCAGGGAUUUUAGGCCAUAUCCCUGAGGGUUUCUUUGCGAAUUGCCCGAAUCUUGAGUAUGUAAAUCUUGCUUUCAACAACAUAACAGGUUUCCUGCCCGAAAAAUUGUUUCUGCGGAUCGAUAACUUGCAGUAUCUUGAUCUGUCCUACAACAACAUCACAGGCUCAAUAGCCAACUUGAGGAUUGAGAGCUGCAGUUCUUUGUCUCAUCUUGAUUGGUCCGGAAACCAGAUGGUGGGAUCUCUGCCAGCUUCGUUUUCGAAUUGCACGAAUCUGAAUGAGUUGAUUCUGCCUGAGAAUUUUCUGUCUGGUGAAAUCCCACCAUCUUUUGGUGCGUUGAAGAGCUUACAAAGGUUGGAUCUUUCUCACAACCAUCUCAGUGGUUGGAUCCCAUUUGAGUUGGGCAGCACAUGUAGCUCACUUGUGGAGGUCAAGUUGUCGAACAACAACCUCACGGGAACAAUCCCCGUUUCGUUCUCAUCGUGUUCUUCGCUUCAGCUUCUUGAUUUGUCGAACAACAACCUAACCGGCCCCUUCCCGGAUUCGAUCCUCAAGAAUUUAGCAUCUCUGGAGAGCAUGUUACUUAGCAGCAAUAAGAUUGAUGGAGAAUUUCCCUCUUCCAUUUCAUUCUGCAAGAAAUUGAGAGUAGUGGAUUUCAGCUCCAACAUGCUUGCUGGGAUUAUUCCACCAGAUAUAUGUCCAGGGGCAGCCUCACUUGAGGAGCUGAGAGCACCGGAUAAUUUGCUUUACGGACCGAUCCCAGCUCAGUUAUCUCAGUGUUCACAGCUCAGAGUCAUUGAUUUCAGCAUAAAUUAUAUCAAUGGCUCUAUUCCAUCAGAACUUGGGAAUCUUGAAAAUCUGGAGCAGUUGAUAGCAUGGUACAACAGCUUGGAAGGGAGCAUACCUGCAGAGUUGGGAAAAUGCAAGAAACUCAAGAAUCUCAUCCUGAACAACAAUCAUUUGAGUGGAAAAAUCCCAACAGAGUUGUUCAAUUGUGCUAAUAUAGAGUGGAUUUCUCUUACUAGCAAUAGUCUGAGUGGUGAGAUUCCAAAAGAAUUCGGGUUGUUAACGAGGCUUGCAGUUCUUCAACUAGCGAAUAAUAGCUUGAGUGGGCAGAUUCCAAAGGAGUUGGCAAACUGCAGCACUUUAGUUUGGCUGGACCUGAAUAGCAAUCAACUGAGUGGCGAAAUCCCACCUCGGCUCGGGAGGCAGCUAGGAGCAAAGGCAUUGACUGGAAUCCUCUCAGGAAACACUCUUGUGUUUGUUCGAAAUGUAGGCAACUCAUGCAGAGGAGUAGGAGGAUUACUUGAAUUCUCAGGCAUUCGUCCUGAAAGGCUGCUGCAAGUCCCAUCACUUAGAAGUUGUGAUUUUACUCGCUUGUACUCUGGUCCCGUUUUAAGUCUUUUUACCCGGUAUCAGACCUUGGAGUAUCUUGAUCUUUCCUACAAUCAGCUAAGAGGAAAAAUCCCUGAUGGAUUUGGUGAAAUGAUAGCUUUGCAAGUUAUGGUUUUGUCCCAUAACCAGUUAUCUGGUGAAAUUCCAGCUUCUUUAGGCCAGCUCAAGAAUCUUGGAGUGUUCGAUGCGUCCCAUAACAGAUUGCAGGGUCACAUUCCUGAUUCGUUUUCGAAUCUGUCUUUCUUGGUGCAAAUCGAUCUGUCCAACAAUGAACUGACAGGGCAAAUUCCAUCAAGAGGCCAGCUUAGUACACUUCCAGCCAGCCAGUAUGCAAAUAAUCCAGGCCUUUGUGGGGUUCCUCUACCCGAAUGCACAUACAAUGACAACCAGCAGAAUUCAGCAAAUCCUGGUGAAACUGGUGGAAAAGAAAGCCGAAAGGCUUCUGCUGGUUCUUGGGCUAACAGCAUUGUUAUGGGGAUACUAAUUUCUGUUGCCUCUAUCUGCAUCCUGAUCGUGUGGGCCAUUGCAAUGCGUGCUAGACGGAGAGAGGCUGAGGGAGUAAAAAUGCUUCACAGUCUACAGGCAUCUCACUCUGCCACAACGUGGAAGAUCGAGAAGGAGAAAGAGCCAUUGAGCAUAAAUGUUGCCACUUUCCAGAGGCAGUUGAGGAAGCUCAAGUUCUCACAGCUGAUUGAGGCUACAAAUGGAUUCUCAACAGCAAGCAUGAUAGGCUCAGGUGGAUUUGGUGAAGUUUUCAAGGCCACUUUGAAGGACGGAUCGAGUGUUGCAAUAAAGAAACUCAUACGGUUAAGCUGCCAGGGCGACCGGGAGUUCAUGGCUGAGAUGGAAACACUAGGAAAGAUCAAACACAAGAAUCUUGUUCCCCUCUUAGGCUAUUGCAAAAUUGGAGAGGAGAGGCUUCUAGUCUACGAAUUCAUGCAAUACGGUAGCCUUGAAGAAAUGCUACACGGUCGGCCAAGGAGUAAAGACAGACGGAUCUUGACAUGGGAAGAAAGAAAAAAGAUAGCCAGAGGUGCUGCUAAAGGCCUCUGUUUCCUUCAUCACAACUGCAUUCCCCACAUCAUACACCGCGACAUGAAGUCCAGCAACGUGCUUCUAGACAACGAAAUGGAAGCCCGUGUAUCGGAUUUUGGAAUGGCAAGGCUCAUUAGUGCUCUAGACACACACCUAAGCGUUAGCACGCUUGCAGGGACGCCAGGGUACGUGCCACCCGAGUACUACCAGAGCUUCCGCUGCACAGCAAAAGGCGAUGUUUACUCGUUUGGAGUCAUACUCUUGGAGCUCCUAACAGGGAAGAGGCCGACAGAUAAGGAAGACUUUGGCGACACAAACUUGGUGGGGUGGGUGAAGAGUAAGGUGAGAGAAGGCAAAGGCAUGGAAGUCAUAGACACGGAGCUCGUCUCCACGACAAAAGGCACAGAUGAGGACGAGGCAGAAGAGGUGAAAGAGAUGGUGAGGUACUUAGAGAUAACACUGCAAUGUGUCGACGACUUCCCAUCGAAACGGCCUAAUAUGCUGCAGGUGGUGGCAAUGCUGAGGGAACUGGCGCCAGGGGGUGGCAGUGGAGGCAACAGUGCUUGAAGUUGCUGUUGUUUUCUUGAUUUUGGAUAGUUCAUGUGGAGAAAUGUAGUAUUUGCCAAGGAAGUUUUAUGGCAGAUGUAUGUUUUUGUGAUGAUUUUCUUCCCUCAGAAACAUUGAAUUGAAUGUUUUUGGAUGAGUAUGUUAUUAUGUAUUGUUAAUAACAUCAAGAUCAUGGUAAGUGUUUACAAGAA
This is a messenger RNA of Sesamum indicum (sesame), 3781 nucleotides long. RefSeq names its product BRI1-like 2 (gene BRL2). Gene Ontology annotation, biological process: protein phosphorylation. Gene Ontology annotation, molecular function: protein kinase activity; ATP binding; protein binding. Lineage: Eukaryota; Viridiplantae; Streptophyta; Magnoliopsida; Lamiales; Pedaliaceae. The record is from RefSeq and is a predicted model, not a curated record.